This is a messenger RNA of Marasmius oreades (fairy-ring Marasmius), 3693 nucleotides long. RefSeq lists its product as uncharacterized. The record is from RefSeq and is a predicted model, not a curated record. The coding region runs from base 217 to 3264 and encodes 1015 amino acids. Gene Ontology annotation, biological process: regulation of DNA-templated transcription. Lineage: Eukaryota; Fungi; Basidiomycota; Agaricomycetes; Agaricales; Marasmiaceae. Gene Ontology annotation, molecular function: sequence-specific DNA binding; zinc ion binding. The transcript has 5 exons.
UGCGGAUGCGAGCGUGCUCACUGCCAGCGCGCAAAGCUUAUUUCGGUCCUCCUUUCCCUCUUGCCCCUUUGACCGACUUAAGACCAUUCUCUUCUAUUUCCUUCUAGUGCCCUCUUCGAUACCUACUAUUUCUAGAGGAUCGUAUUGUGGGCAGUGACACUUUGGAGACAGGAAAAAAAAUUGGGACGCGUCGACGGGGCAUUGGGAAGGAAUCAAAUGGCAGCGGACAGCCGGUAUAUGUAUCACGGUCAUCAUGGGGGUUAUUCGACUGCCAACCCUACUGGAGGUGCAGCUCCUAGCCACGGGUCUCACUAUCAACACCAUCCGACGGCAUCGAGCCAUUAUGGAGACUAUCCUCAGCAACAGCAACCUCCGCCGUUGAGAACAAUGAGGUCGAAUUCGUCAAUAUCGUCACAGCAUUCAUCUAUACCUUCUCCUCAAGGGCACGCAGGGCAAGGACAGUAUGCAAGUGCACCUGGGCAUCAUACAUCUUCGACUACACAUUACUCCUAUGGUGUUUCGCCUCCCGGAACAGCUGCAGGACCACCACCACAGCAUCAGCAUCAGCAUCAGCAUCAGCAAUGGUCAACGACGACAAACGAUGGCUGGGGAACGCCGACGACGGCCUACGGAAGUGCUGGAGGACAUCACAGUCAAAGCCAUGGCCAUAAUACGUACGACCAUCAACCUCCCGCUCAACAUCAGCAACAUCAAUCUCAACAACACCACCACCAUCAACAACAACCGUCCCAUCCUGUUCAUCAUACUAGUCACCCUGCACCUCCCUCUGCUCAGCACCAGCAGCAUCAUACUCAUGCCCAAGUCCAUCAUCACCCGCAGCCAACACGUCCGAUUCACCCACCACCGGUUUCUUCUCAAAGCCCGUUCAAUCCGGUGGAAACGUCACCGACAUUGUCUGUUAUGUCAGAUGUUUCGAGAUAUGCGACGAAUGCUUCACCUGCAGUUGGCCAUGGGAUCCACCAUGACAACCAUUCUGUGCUGAGAGGUAGUCGCGGACAUGUGCACGGGCAUGGCACUCAUCAAUCAAUAGAUACUAGAGGCGGUCAUGGUGGAAUGGAGGCUCGUGGAGGGGUAGAUACUCGAGGAGCACAUGGGAUAACCGAACGCGGUGCACAUUCGACGUAUGUUGCACCCCAACCACAGCAUGUAACCGCAAGUCAAAAUCAUCACUGGCCUUCGCCACCGACGUAUACACAUCCGCCUCCUCCUCCUCCGCAUUCACAUGCUGCAUCGUCACCAUCUCACCAUGUGUCUACAUCCUUGUCGCAUCCACAUCCGCCCUCGUCAUCUUUGUCUUCAAACUCGUUUCAUUUGUCUUCAAACUCUCAAACGGCCUUGCCUACUCCAACUUCGACCUCGUCUUUAUCUUCUUCGUUAUCCGGGUCUCUAUCGUCCCCUGUAGGUUCGUUGCCACCCCCCUCGUCUGCAUCCUCCACUACCUCUGGAAGCUUGAGUUCAGAAUCCCCGAAACACCCUUCCCCACCGUAUUCGCAAAGUUACCAUAAUCAAGGCCAGACUCACGGUCAACCUCAGAACUCGCACUACACCGGCAGCAAUAUCUCCAACCACCAUAAUACACAUGUACCCCAUCAGACAAUUCGUAAUAACACAAACUCCACUUCAACAUCAUCUCUCUCUUCAAAUAUCUCACCCAUUUCCGCUAUUUCACCCAGGAAGCUCUUUAAUCAUAGCACACCACCCCCCACAUCGAGCGCCUACGCUUCACAUUCUUCCCUUAUACACAAUGCUCCUCCCCCACCGUCGUCGUCGUUGCAUCAUUCACACCCUCAGUCACACCCACCGGCCCCAUUGCCACAUCCAGGGCAACCUACGCAUACCAAUCCGGGACCAGUAGCCCCGACCCCAGUUUAUCAUUCUCAGUCGCAUCUUCCUCCACCUCUUCCGUCUCAUGCUCAUACGCAGUCGCAGCAACAGCAGCCGCGACCACCACCUAUGAAUCCAAAUACCACGACGACGCAAGCGCAUCAUCAACAACAACAUAACCCUCAUCCUCCUCCCACUAGUACACACCCCUCGAAUCUCUUGAAUAAUCCGCCUCCCGCGCAUAGCUAUGGCCACGGGCAUUCUUCGCAUCCAAAUUCGUCCCAACAACAGACACAGACUUUAUCCCCUAGCGCCAUCUUAACUAUGCCGAUCAAUAGUGCAAUCUCGCAUCCUCAGGGUCCGCCGCCUUCACAGUCGCACUUGCACCAUCAACCGCAUCAUCAUAGUCAACCACUGACACCGCAACAUCCACAGCCACAUAGUCAGCAGACUCAGCAAUACUCAGAAGACCACAUUACACAUAGUCAGGCAUCUACUCCUACACCGACCCGUAUGGAUAUGGAUUUGGAUUUUGGUACACUACUUAAAAACAUGAAGUUCAUGAAGGAAAACCUCAAUUUCUCGCACACCGUGGCACUGCAACCCGACAUGUUGGAUCAGUUGGUCAAUGUGGCGACGUAUGCUGCACAGAUAUUAGAGGGAGCUGCUGCCAGUCAAGGCCAUGAUACCAAUCAACCGUCGAAUAACGCAACGAGUUUGAUGUCACCGGUUCAAGUCCAGCCGCCAUUGCACACUCCAACUACCUCUAUCACUCCUACCUUGACGAGUUUGGGGAAAAUUGGUGCUCCGCCGUCAAAAAAAGGUCAGUGGAAUGACGGGGUUGAGAGGAACGGGAAUGGUUAUGUGAAUCAGACACUGACGCACGGGAUAAAGAGGAAAUCCAAUGAAACCGAGGACAACAUUCACAGCCACGGCAAUCAAGCUUCCUCACACCCUGCGCAUGGCCACUCUGCUACACACAACUCUACACAAUCUCCUGUCUCUCAGUCGCAGUCGCAGUCCCCCAAGCAACACCAGCAACAGGAUGGAAUGCCCAUGGUCGGCAUAAUGUCCACUACUCCGACUACAAACACCACCAUAAUGACUAGUCAUUCGAGUUCAGCACAAGGUCAGAAAUGUUUAGGGUGUGGAGCGACGAGUACGCCUGAGUGGCGGCGUGGGCCUUUAGGUCCUAGAACUUUGUGUAACGCUUGUGGGUUGGUAUACGCGAAGAUGAUCAAGAAACGAGACCGCGAACGCGCUCGAAACCUGGGGGGAAACAAUGCGAAUACUAACAAUAACAUGACCAAUUCGAAUUCAAAAGCCAAGCAACAUGUUCAACAACAAAAGCAGAUGCUGGCACAUCACGGAAGCCCGGGAGGAUCAAGUGGGGAUGAUGAUGAGUUGGAUGAAGAGUAAUCAGGAAUGGUGGCACGAAUUGUCGUCCUGGAACCUAAUUUCCAUUUACUUCGUUCCUCUUUGUUUCUCUUGUUUUUUGCCUGCCAACCCAUUGCCUAUCCAUCCUAUGUUUUUGCCUUUACCCCUUGGUCCAAUUAUUCUUCCCUCUCUUUCCUUGUCUAGGUCCUCGAAUCGGUUCGAUACAUUAAGUACAUCUACUAGUUUCUUGAAUCCAUGCUUCUUGCCGUUGCUCUCCUUUUUCUCAACUACCUUCCCCGUUACGAUUCUCUUCGUUCAUGUUGUAUUUUUUUGUUGAUUUGAUGUAACAUCUCCUCAGAUAGUUUUUUCUUUUUAUCAUAUAUUCAGUCUGUGACUUCGCACAUCGAUACAUCUAAGAUAGCUUUAAUUGAUCUUUCUGGGACGGCUAGCUGUCGAUUAUACUACCUCAAA